Coregonus sp. 'balchen' is the source of this 6890-nucleotide messenger RNA. The record is from the annotation of a GenBank genome assembly. Lineage: Eukaryota; Metazoa; Chordata; Actinopteri; Salmoniformes; Salmonidae.
AUGAAGUACAGUAUCCUGACCUACACAGUAAGUAACAAAAAAAUAAACGUUUUAUGAGAGGGGAGUACCUUAAUUUGCACAAUAUGGGUUGUAGCCACCUCAUUAAAUCUAUAGUUUUACUUGUUGCUAUUUACCUAGAAAAAUGUUCGUUCAACAUCUGUCUCAUGUCACAGAAAUAUUGAGGAAAUUAUUUUACAGUGUCUAUUCCAAAACAGUAGGGGGCACCGAUCAUGCAAAUUGCGCGGAGCCUCACGCUGACAACCCCCGGACAAGAGUAAAGAGUCGGAAGCGCGAGGUGAGUGUCAUGCCAGUUCACAUGAGCAAACUGUGAUGAUGGUUUAUUUGUUUUUCUAAAUAUGUUUAAUGUUAUUAGAAAUAGAUGGAUUCAUCCAACACAUUUCACAAGGUGGCCGGGCUAGCGGGAUUUGUUCCCCUACAAAGUAACGACUAAUUUUGGCAUGAGGCUGCAUGCUAACUGGAAGGUCAAAGCUAGCUCUCGAAAACCCUUCUCCAUAUAGGGUUUUCAGCGGUUACAUUCGCAUACAUGUGAACUACAAUUCCGACGCUGUGUUUUUAACGUUUAGAAAAGUCAAUCAUCGCUUUUAAACCGGGUUUCCAAACAUAUGCUGAUAUGCCCCUUAUCUUUCAUAUCAGCGAGAAAUAAUCAUUCAAAUAAAGAUACAUUUACUGUAGCAGUUUUGCACAGAUCCACAAGCUGUGUGUCUCCAGUUGAACUACACAUCCUCCCCAGUUACGCAUACACACAGGUGUUCGGAUCACGCUAGAUAGUUAAUUAGCACAGGUGGCCGCCUAUGUUUUCCGUGAACAAGCGAUGUAACGUGGCGAUAUGGCCAUGUGGGAAUACUAAUGCAGUGUUUACAUGGUAGACGGCAAACCGGAUGUCAUUGUUUUCAAGCACGACUGUAAAUGCCGACGGUGAAUGCCGUCAGCCGCCACAGUAGACUGGACAAAGUUAAACUAUUUCAACUUUUGCCGUCUGUGGUAGCAUUGUUUUCUACCGAUGUUGAUUUGCACUGAUUGUUUACUGAAAUCACUAUAGCAACACAUACCUUGUGCUGGCUUGGUUUUGCUGUCACCCUCUUUCUUGCUUUGUUGAUCCGCUAUGCCAACAGAUAUUACGUUUUUUUGCGUCCCUCCUCUAAACGCAUCAUAACACUAACCUAGCUUUCAAACUGAGGCAUUCUGCCUUCUUACAGUUUUCAGCCAUUAAUGCCGUUAGCUUCGCCCACGACUACCUCUUGUGAACUACAAUCUUGAUACUGUUUUUUAACGUUUAGAAACGUCAAUCAAUGCUUUCAAAACAUAUGGCCCUUAUCUUCCAUCAGCGAGAACGAAUCCUUCUAAUAAAAUAAACUUACUGUAGCAGUUUUGCAUAGAUCCAUCGGACGAAACUACACUUCCGUUUAUACACAGGUGUUCGGAGAUUGAUAAUUAGCACAGGUGGUCGCCUCUUGUCUUUUCGUAAACAAGCGCUGUAACAUUAUGGCCUUGUGGGAACACUAACCCUAUCAAGGUGUGUAGUAAUUGAACUUUUAGUUUUUAGAAAAUUAUUUCUCGCUGAUAUGAAAGUAAGCGUCAUCUUGAUAUUCUGGUGUUGUUCGGGCAAUUUUUUAAGUAUUGAUAGGGCCCUUGUUUGUGGGGGAAUGUAACCUUUUCUGGGUGAUUUGUGAUGUUCUAUUUGUGCCAUGACUGUGUUUUUGUAUUUUAACGUAUGUGUGUAUAUUAAUGUUGUACUAUACAGGGCGCAUUUUAAAAAGAGACCUAGGUUACAUUAGAAAAAAGUACCUUGUGUUUCCAAAACCGUACCGCAAGCGUCGAGAUCUUAACAAAAUUCCAGCGGCCAGAAUAUACUAUCGUCAAUAGGUGCUAAAGGUAGUUGGCGUCUAUGAAUGGGUUAGGUCAAGCCAAACUUUCAGUUUUGUAACACGCAAAGGGAAACUGCUAGCUAGCUAGUAGUCUUUUCACAGUUUAGAUUGUCUGUAUUGUAAAAUAAUUUUUAGAAAUAGACUGUUAAAGACCCAGAGCAGUCAAACUUGAUUUUCCUCUGUUUAUACACUGAACAAAAGUAUAACCGCGACAUGUAAAGUGUUGGUUUCAUGAGCUGAAAUAAAAGAUCCCAGAAAUGUUCCAUAAGCACAGAAAGCUUAUUUAUCUCAAGUGUUGUCUACAAAUUUGUUUACACCCUUGUUAGUGAGCAUUUCUCCAUUGCCAAGAUAAUUCAUCCACCUGACAGGUGUGGCAUAUCUAGAAGCUGAUUAAACAGCAUGAUCAUUACACAGGUGCACCUUGUGCUGGGGACAAUAAAAGGCCACUCUAAGAUGUGCAGUUUUGUCACACUACACCAGGGUUCUUCAAUUCUGGUCCUGGAGGGCCGAAACACCUCUGCUUUUCAUCCUCUCCUUCUAAUCAGGGGCUAAUUCAGACCUGGGACACCAGGUGAGUGCAAUUAACUACCAGGUAGAAAUAAAAAACAGAAGUGUUUCGGCCCUCCAGGACCAGAAUUGAAGAACCCUGCACUACACAAUGCCACAGAUGUCUCAAGUUUUGAGGGCGCAUGCAAUUGGCAUGCUGACUGCAGGAAUGUCCACCAAAGCUGUUUUGAGAGAAUUGAAUGUUCAUUUCUCUACCAUAAGUGGAUGUUACAAGUGACAUCAAUAAGGGAUCAUAGCUUUCACCUGGUCAGUCUAUGUCAUGGAAAGAGCACGUGUUCUCAAUAUUUUGUACACCAAGUGUAUUUCCACACUAUGAGGAUGGAAUAAUACUGUGUGAAAAUUAUGUGUUUUGGUGGGAUGGAGUUUUGGCCAUAGUAGCUACUAGCCAAGCUUUAUUGUUCAAUGUCAACUGUGAUCAAGUUGGGAGAAUUUAUUUUUUUCUCCAAUCCCGCAGACAUCUAAGAAGAUGGUGUUGAAGGAGAUUCCAACUGAAAGUGUUGGCCGGCCCUUGGGCCGGAAUGAAGUUAUUGGUUUACUCUUCCGACUGACUAUAUUUGGUGCAGUCACCUACUUCACCAUAAAGUGGAUGGUUGAUGCCCUUGAUCCCACAAGGAAACAGAAAAUGGAAGCGCAGAAACAGGUGAAGUUUUAAAAAAAUGAGAAGUUUGACCUGUUUGAUUCUGAGCAUCUUCUGUGGAUAUGUAUCAUGUUUGUUGGGACUGUAUUGUAAUGUGCAAAGGUAGAUGACUAUUUACAGUUGGGGGUUUUAGGCAGAGAAACUCAUGAAGCAGAUUGGUGUGCAGAAUGUCAAGCUCUCAGAGUAUGAGAUGAGCAUUGCAGCACAUCUGGUGGACCCAUUGACCAUGCAGGUAAGAGAGCUGCAUCAAUACACAAUUUUUUGAACCCCAAACUUCAUUACAACAUUCUACAGAGUAUACGAAACAUUAGGAACAUCUCCUCUCCUUCAACUACACUGAUUUGAAGUGGAUUUAUCAGGUGACAUCAAUAAGGGAUCAUAGCUUUCACCUGGAUUCACCUGGUCAGUCUAUGUCAUGGAAAGAGCAGAUGUUCUUAAGGUUUUGUAUACUCGGUGUAUGCCGUCUAUGCCUCAUAACUAACUGAUGUGAUGCUCUCUCUACAGAUCACAUGGAGUGAUAUUGCUGGCCUAGAUGAGGUCAUCACUGAGCUGAAAGACACUGUCAUACUUCCCAUCCAGAAGAGACACUUGUUUGAGGGAUCCAGACUGCUUCAGCCACCAAAAGGUGAGUCUCUUCUUUCAUAAAAUAUUAGUUUAUUGAUACAGGUAAUGAUAGAGACACAAUGCAUAUUAAGGUUCAACAGACCACCUUCAGUCUUUAGUACUCCUCGUACCUCUUCAUUAUGAUAACAGGUGUGCUGCUGUAUGGACCACCUGGCUGUGGAAAGACGCUGAUUGCCAAAGCAACUGCCAAAGAAGCUGGCUUCCGCUUCAUCAACCUGCAGCCUUCCACCCUCACAGACAAGUGGUAUGGAGAGUCCCAGAAACUGGCUGCUGCCGUCUUCUCUCUAGCCAUUAAGCUCCAGCCCUCAAUCAUCUUCAUAGAUGAGAUUGGUAAAUGCUUAUUUUACCAUUGCCCUUCCUUUGGUAUACAGUACUUUGAAAUCUUGUUUGGGUUCUUCAGCUAAGCCUGUUAUGUAGUGAUCAUCACCAUCUCCUGUUGAUCCUGUCAUUUUCUGUUCCAGACUCUUUCCUAAGAAGCCGUUCCAGCUCUGACCACGAGGCCACAGCCAUGAUGAAGGCUCAGUUCAUGAGCUUGUGGGAUGGGCUGGAAACUGACUACAACUGCCAGGUACAGUGAGGGGAAAAAAGUAUUUGAUCCCCUGCUGAUUUUGUACGUUUGCCCACUGACAAAGACAUGAUCAGUCUAUAAUUUUAAUGGUAGGUUUAUUUGAACAGUGAGAGACAGAAUAACAACAAAAAAAUCCAGAAAAACGCAUGUCAAAUGUUAUAAAUUGAUUUGCAUUUUAAUGAGGGAAAUAAGUAUUUGACCUCUGCAAAACAUAACUUAGUACUUGGUGGCAAAACCCUUGUUGGCAAUCACAGAGGUCAGACGUUUCUUGUAGUUGGCCACCAGGUUUGCACACAUCUCAGGAGGGAUUUUGUCCCACACCUCUUUGCAGAUCUUCUCCAAGUCAUUAAGGUUUCGAGCCUGACGUUUGGCAACUCGAACCUUCAGCUCCCUCCACAGAUUUUCUAUGGGAUUGAGGUCUGGAGACUGGCUAGGCCACUCCAGGACCUUAAUGUGCUUCUUCUUGAGCCACUCCUUUGUUGCCUUGGCCGUGUGUUUUGGGUCAUUGUCAUGCUGGAAUACCCAUCCACGACCCAUUGUCAAUGCCCUGGCUGAGGGAAGGAUUUGAUGGUACAUGGCCCCGUCCAUUGUCCCUUUGAUGCGGUGAAGUUGUCCUGUCCCCUUAGCAGAAAAUCACCCCCAAAGCAUAAUGUUUCCACCUCCAUGUUUGACGGUGGGGAUGGUGUUCUUGGGGUCAUAGGCAGCAUUCCUCCUCCAAACACGGCGAGUUGAGUUGAUGCCAAAGAGCUCGAUUUUGGUCUCAUCUGACCACAACACUUUCACCCAGUUCUCCUCUGAAUCAUUCAGAUGUUCAUUGGCAAACUUCAGACGGGCCUGUAUAUGUGCUUUCUUGAGCAGGGGGACCUUGCGGGCGCUGCAGGAUAUCAGUCCUUUACAGCGUAGUGUGUUGCCAAUUGUUUUCUUGGUGACUAUGGUCCCAGCUGCCUUGAGAUCAUUGACAAGAUCCUCCCGUGUAGUUCUGGGCUGAUUCCUCACCGUUCUCAUGAUCAUUGCAACUCCACGAGGUGAGAUCUUGCAUGGAGCCCCAGGCCGAGGGAGAUUGACAGUUAUUUUGUGUUUCUUCCAUUUGCGAAUAAUCGCACCAACUGUUUAUCACCUUCUCACCAACCUGCUUGGCGAUGGUCUUGUAGUCCAUUCCAGCUUUGUGUAGGUCUACAAUCUUGUCCCUGACAUCCUUGGAGAGCUCUUUGGUCUUGGCCAUGGUGGAGAGUUUAGAAUCUGAUUGAUUGCUUCUGUGGACAGGUGUCUUUUAUACAGGUAACAAGCUGAGAUUAGGAGCACUCCUAAUCUCAGCUCGUUACCUGUAUAAAAGACACCUGGGAGCCAGAAAUCUUUCUGAUUGAGAGGGGGACAAAUACUUAUUUCCCUCAUUAAAAUGCAAAUCAAUUUAUAACAUUUUUGACAUGCAUUUUUCUGGAUUUUUGUUGUUGUUAUUCUGUCUCUCACUGUUCAAAUAAACCUACCAUUAAAAUUAUAGACUGAUCAUUUCUUUGUCAGUGGGCAAACGUACAAAAUCAGCAGGGGAUCAAAUACUUUUCCCUCACUGUAGGUCCAUCAUGAAUAAAAUACAAGGAUCAUGUGACACCUGUCUGGUUGAGUCUGUUUCUCACUUGCCUCUCACCUUUUCCACAUGUAGGUCAUCAUUAUGGGGGCCACUAACCGUCCACAGGAUCUAGACUCUGCCAUUCUGAGGAGAAUGCCCACAAGAUUUCACAUAAAUCAGCCUGUGAGUAUAUUCACAAACUGUACACGUUUAUCAGUGUAUAUACACAGUACUAUGAAUAUGUACUAUGAUAUGUGGUCCUCUGUAGCUCAAUUGGUAGAGCAUGGCGCUUGUAACGCCAGGGUAGUGGGUUCGAUCCCCGGGACCACCCAUAUGUAAAAAUGUAUGCACACGUGACUGUAAGUCGCUUUGGAUAAAAGUGUCUGCUAAAUGGCAUAUUAUAUUAUGAUUAUGCAGUACUAUAUGAGAUUACCUGAAAUGUAUUUAAUUCCUGCUAAAAAUAUCUUCUUGCAGAAUGUCAGGCAGAGGGAAGAAAUCUUGAAACUCAUAUUGGAAAAUGAAAAUGUAAGUUCUACAUGUAAGUCAUGGUAAUUAAGUUAUGCUUUUUGUCAGUGUGUGUUUUCACUAAACCUCCCCAUGCAUAUCCCAGGUUGAGCCCACUGUUGACUUUGUUGAGAUAGCGAAGGAGACUGAUGGAUUCUCAGGGAGUGACCUCAGAGAGUUGUGUCGGGACGCUGCUCUGCUCUGUGUGCGGGACUUUGUCCAUAACACCCAUGCCAAUGACAGGUACCACACCCCUUCUCGAGCCCUAACGUGAUGACCAUUACCACUGUCUUACAUUGGCUUUACAUAUGAGCAUUUGUAGUGAUUAGAGAUUUCACACAAUUAGAGUGCCUUCUGCAGUUACCAGCAAGAUACUGACCUUUUCUUUGUCUUCUGUCUCCCUCCCACCACCCUUCCAGUCUAGAAGAGGAUUACAUCCGGUCCAUCCAGCAGCAGGACAUGCAGAGGGCCAUCCAGAAGAUGAGGAAGUCCAAGUCUGCAGGGGGACAGAGUGUACUGAUGCAUGCUGCUAUGGAUUGA